AAAGCAUCUUCCAAAGAAAAUGGCCAGCCUAGCUAUGUACCAAAACCAUCUUGAUAGAAUUAAGAUCUAUAGAUACAUUUAUGAUGUAGCUAGUUGAAAUUAUUUAGAUAAUUUUUAGAACAAGAACGAUUCAACAUGAAAGAAUAAAGUUUGCAUACACCAAACAAAUCCAAGUUAACGAAAACAUCACUAAACAACAUGGCCGCUCGAGAAAACUACAUUGUUGACAAGUUAGAUGACCUUACUUCUUCACUACACCGUACAACAGAUGUUUUAUCAUCAGCUGAUAGGAUGAUUGAUCAUUACAGAGAUUUGAAUCGUGAACAGGAGCAUGAAAUAGCAAGACUGCAUAUUGAUCUCCAUAAGUUAUCCAGCGACAAAAGGUUCAAUGAAUCAAAGCUUAGAAGUUCGAGGUCACUUCGUAAAGACAAAAAAGAAACAUUUCAUGACACAUCAAGUGAAUUAUCAAGUGAUGAUCAACAAAAAAGAAUGGCAUCUAAAACCCAUAAAAAAUAUUCAUCCAGUCCAUCAAGAGUUCAUUUUGAGAGGGAUUCGUUAUCUUCAGACAACGAGAAAGGAAAUUUGAAGCAUUCAAUAGUAAACAUAAAGAGAAGACAAGAUAUGAUUGAAAGAGAGAUACAAAAAGAUAGACAACUACGUAAUGAUGAGCUUGAUAGAUUGGAUUUAACACUCCGUAAACAAUUUGAUGCUUCCUAUCAAGAGGAGCAAGUAAAAACGCAAAUGAAUAAUCAAUUGAGGAAGAUUCAAGAACAGAUUGAAGACGAUCAUAACGAUUGGAGAGAACAGAAAAAAGAAAUUAAAAGCAUUGCAGAUGAAAUGAAAUCUCUAAAGGAUGCUGUGUUGGAUGCAACGACUCCAAAAUCAAAAAAUGUCAAGUCAAGAAUACAUUCGCCAGAAAGGAUGGAAGAGGAAUUAAAUUUAUACAAAAGGAAAUGUUUAAAGGAUGCAGAAAUAAUAAAAUUUCUGAAUGAAGAAGUCCAAAAGAAGGAGAGAGAAUCGACUGCAUUCCAAUCAACAAUUGGUGAAUUUCAAUCACUUGGCAAAAUGAAGUCAGACCAAUUAAAAUUACUUGAAGAUCAACUACAAUGCGAGAAGAGUGAAAAACAAAAACUUUUUCAGGACCUUGAAGACUUGCAAGUGAAGCUUAUUAAGACGGAAAAGAAGAAUGAAAGUUUUCUGCUGCAACUUUCUACUAUGAAAGCUGACGAAAGAUCUGACCAACUUGCAUAUGAGAGAAUAUCCCAGCAAGUACCUGAGUUAAAACGUUUGUUGGAGAAAAGCGAAAGACAACGAGAUAAAUAUUCUGAGCAUAUGCUUAAAAUCGAUUCAGAAUUAAGCCUUAAAGAAAACAUAAUUGAAAAGUUAUCGAGUGAAGUGAAAGAGAGCAAAAUGAAGAUGCAUGUCCUGGAGAUGGAAUUAGAAAAGCACGUGAAACAAAUAGAAGAAGAAAAAACGAAAUUUGCUGACAUCAAGCAAGAGCUAGACGUUGUUAAAACUGCACUGUCUAAUGCAGAAAAAACAAUACAAAGUUCAGAGCAAAGUCGAAAAGAAUUAAAAGAAAAAGCAUUAAACUCGAUAAGAGAAUAUCGUUCCAAAUGUCGACAGUAUGAGAAACAAUUGCAAAAUGCUGCGGAAUUUGAAAAAACAAAAGAACUGGAGUUAUCCAAAGAAAUGGCAAAUGCCAAAGAAUUGGAAAUCAGUAAUUUAAAACUACAAAAAAAGUACCAAGAAAGUGUUUUUGAAUUUGAAAAGUUACAAAAUGACGUGUUGGAGUACGAAAAUAGAUUAUCAGAGCUGGGUUAUGAGAAGACACAACUUCAAGAAGCACUCUCUGAUGUGAAUGGCGAAGCGAGGCAGGUUAUGAUAUUGCAGAAGGAAAUCCAAGAACUGAAAAACGAGAAGAUGGCGAUAAAUUCACAAUUGCUCGAUGAAAAGAGCAAAAGGAGAGAAUUUGAAUCCUUACUGCGCGACAAUUAUGAAAAAGAUCUCACUUCAAAGGAGGAGAGUUCGGCACUCCAUAAGCAGAUAUUGGAAGAGCGUAACAAUAGAAUGCAAGAAAUAGCAAAAAUGAGAGAGGAAAGUGAGAAAGAUUUCGAAAGAAAACUGGACAAGUUGCGUGAUAAAAUUAAGAAAACAGAAAAUGAAAAAUUGGACCUGGAAACCAAACUGCACGUCUGUAGAGAAGCAAAAGAAGAAGUAGAUAGAAAAUUAGAAGUACAAGUAAAAGAAAAAUCUCUCCUAUUGGACACAGAAAAAGAAUUCAAAGAAAAGAUUCACAGGCUUGCUGAAGAAAACAAAAAAUUAAGAAAACACGUCCAGCUAUCAAAAUUGGAUUACAAAGAGAAAUUACAAGUACUGGAGUCUCAACUAAAAUUCGAAAAAGACCAAAAUACUGUGCUUCAAGAACGUCUUGAAGUGAACCAAUCCGAAUUGAAGCAGUUGAAAGACGUUGCAAAGAUUCUAAUAUAUAUCUCGAAUCGAGAUGCAGAAAAUAUUUUGAAUUUAUUAUCUCACGAAGAAGAAACGGUACUGCCGGUAAAAGACAUCCCUGAAACUAUUCCGCCGGAACAUCGAAAAUUCUUACUCGAAUUGCGAGAAAAACUCGAUACUAGUUACUCGAUUGCGAAAACUCUCAAACGGAGAUUCCAGCAGCAGAAACUACUGAUAAAGAGAGCUCAAGAAAGAAUAAAAGCACAGCUGAAGGAGAUCAAUGAUGUGAAUCAAACUCAUCGAAAACAGUGUGAAAAGCAAGACGAACAGAUAAACGAACUUCAAAAAUCUCAACUUGCGAGUAAAGAAAGUUUGAUGGAGAAAGAUAGGAAGAUACUGUUGCUUAAGAGUCGUGUUGAUGAACUAACAAAACAUUUGGGAGAAUGCACACGAGCUUUACAUCAAACUACCGAAGCUGAGCAAGAACGCAAAAAUGUCCUUCGAGAAAUUGAACAGUUGAAAAGUGAGCACGUGGUCAACAAAAAACUCGAUGAAAAUUAUUACAAAGGCUCAGAGAAAAUCGAAGUUUUAACAGAGCAAUUAAACGAGGCGAAAAACUCGUUAAGCCAAAUGCGACAAGACAGUUUAGAUAGUAACAAUUUUACUAACCGUGUAAUUGAAACAUUUGGGUCAGUGAGUCCAGCAAGAAAACGCAAACUGUAUUCGUUUAACUCGCCUCGAUUUAAAAGUACAGUAAGGAAUUUGUUUGAUAGUUCUUCACUUCAGUCAUAUUUUGAAGACUCAAAAGGGGGCUCUCCACCCCGUAGCACUAGCAAACGAACAAUUGAUCCAAUGUCUAUGACUGAUGAAGAGUUUAACGAUAUAUUUAUACAAAAUAAAUCACCAAGAAGGAGUCCGAGAAAAUCAAAGUCCUCUCAGAAGGAGAAUGUGAGGCGGUCAACAGAAAGUAACAAAGAUAAAGAUGGUAAAAAAGUUUCCUAUGAAGAUGACUAAAUUAUUUAUUUAUUUUAUUUACAAGUAGUUAUAAGAAUUCUAGUAGCAAACGCAUCUACAUUUUUAAGAACUCUUACAUUUCUCAGUGAGGUAUGGUGUUUAACAGUUCUACCAAUUUGUGAUGUAUUACCUUGACGAAAUUUUUUCCAGUCAAAGAAAUUUGUAUUUUGCGGAAGUUAUUUUCGCAAACCAAACAGAUUUUGUUUUCCCGAUGGCUUCAUUUGCGGAAAGUAUCUUUGCGAUGUGAUGAAAACUGCAAAUGAUUUUUAAAACUCAUCUCUAACAAAAAUUGCGCCUAUAAAGUAGUGUACGGUUUAUCAGCAAUUUGCAUAGUUAGCUACUUUUUCAAGUCUUAUAUCCCCAAGAACUAAAAACAUAUUCAAAAACAUUAAAAAACCUAGACAGCAUUUCAAGCACUUUCAUUUAUAAUCAACUUGUUAUGAACUUUGAGGUAAGCUUCCACCCAAUGGUGGAACAAAUUUUUAAAAAACGGACUAGUUCCCCUUUUUUUUGAUAAAAACCAAGUUUAUGCGAAAUCAAACUUCAAAAUCGUAAAAUUUAAGAACAUGUUAAGAAAACUAUAAGGCUUUGUGAAGCUUGACUACAUAUUUUUUACAUAAAAAUAUAAACAAAAGAUAAACCGCCUAAAUAAACGAAAGAUGACAAAUAACUGCAAGCAAACUAAAGAACAUAUAUAUGGUGAAAGUAGCUGAAUUUGAAAAUAUAUACCCUACAUCAAAAUCAUUUUAUUUGCAGCAAUUGAAAAAUAAUUAGCUGAUUUUAAAAGGUAGAAAGUUAAGAACAAUUUAGGAACAUUUUGAGGCUUCAAAUUGGAAAAGUUAAGAACAUAUGAAGGCUUUUUUCAAAAUGAUCGUUCUUAGAGAAAAAAACCUGUAAAAAAACCUGUGACGGACAGAACCACAUACUGCUUGCUGUUGGAUGAUAAUGAUUGAUUAAUUAAUUGAUUGAUUUUAUACUUUCUUUUUUUUUCAAAGAAAUAAGUUAGGCAUUUAUUUGUUUAAAUUCUACUGGAGCUACGUUUUUAAUAUUUUUAAGGAAUUUUAAAAUGUAUAUAUUAUCCUUAGCCUUACAAGAGUGUAUAUGUUUCAUAAAAUGUAGUAAUAUAUAUUUUAAUGUCUAAAAUGACAUAUCAUGUGGAAA
Hydractinia symbiolongicarpus is the source of this 4626-nucleotide messenger RNA. Its product is annotated as kinectin-like. The coding region runs from base 199 to 3465 and encodes 1088 amino acids. The record is from RefSeq and is a predicted model, not a curated record. Lineage: Eukaryota; Metazoa; Cnidaria; Hydrozoa; Anthoathecata; Hydractiniidae. The transcript is spliced from 18 exons.